Molecule: messenger RNA, 1701 nt
Organism: Erigeron canadensis
Lineage: Eukaryota; Viridiplantae; Streptophyta; Magnoliopsida; Asterales; Asteraceae
Exons: 2
Coding region: 1-1701 (566 amino acids)
Source: RefSeq, a predicted model, not a curated record
AUGUUUUACCACCCUCUCCAUCCAUUUCAUCCCUUGUCAGCUAUAAAAUGGAGUUAUUACUCUGUUUUGUAUUGUGAUUCAUGUGACCGACAACUUGUAUUUGAUGACGCUUAUCGGUGCGAGCCAUGUAAGUUCACUAUUUGCAGUGAGUGUGCUGACGCGGAGAGAGCUAGGGAUAAAGCUGCAUCCGCACUCAAGGAAGAGUCGAUAAGCAAGUUCACACAUGAAGGUCACAACCCACAACACACUUUACUCUUCCAUUCAAAACCUGCUGCCUUCCUCUGUAAUGCCUGCCAAACUGAAAAGAAAGACUGGUUUUAUCAUUGUGAUCACUGUGACGACUUUUUGAUCCACAUGUCGUGUGCUACGUUAUCAACUGCAAUCGAGCGACCACAUUACCAUCGUCACCCUCUCUCACUUGUUUAUUCACUCCCAGAGAAGUUCUACAAUUUCAAAUACAUGUGCGACGUGUGCAAAAAAAGAGUCAUGCAACCCGAAUGGACAUAUCAUUGUUCAAACUGUAGAUAUUUUAUCCACAUUAAGUGCCUCCCAAAUCCAGACCAACUACCAUCCACUCCAAGACUUGUUGAAGAAGUGACAAAUGAUAGUGGCAUUCUCCAUGUUCCCAUGUCACACGCAUUCACGGAUCCACUGAAACUGCGGUUUCAUUCGGCAAAUAAUAAUAAUACUACUAUAGCAGCAGCAGGUGGUGGUGGUGAUGAUGACAAACAAUCACAAGAAAUUAUUAACCACUGGAGUCAUCAUCAUCCAUUAUCCCUUACAGCAGCAGAUAAGAAUAACAUGAUGCCUACUGAUGGCAGUAGUAGUACCGAUAAUCCGAUGAUAACGGUAUGCCAUUGUUGUGUGCGACCCCUACUGUCCUCGUCUCCAUACUAUAGUUGCAGCAAGCAGCAGGAUGGGUGUUCAUUCAGCCUCCACAAAUAUUGUGCUGAGUUACCACGCACGUUUCAACAACAUCCACUACACCGGGAGGAUCAUUCCCUUCAGUUGGUAAUAAACCUUAACACACAGUCAACUUAUUUUACAUGUAAAGCUUGUAACAAAAGAUGCAACGCAUUUUUGUACAAAUGUGAAACCUGUGAUUUUCGCAUUGAUGUCAACUGUGCAUUCUUACCAAAAAUCAUCAAGCAUGACUACUUCCACAAGCGGCAUCAUCUCGUCCAGCAUAUUGGCCCUAGCUGGAUUAGUCGAUGUACAAUAUGUGAUCUAAACUUCAAUGGUCGGGUUGGCUAUAAAUGUGAUGAUGCUAAUUGUAACUUUCGACUAGACUUGCAUUGUGCACUUAAAUCGCCACGCUCACUUCCUCAUCGGUAUUGCAAAGGGGGACAUGAAGUCCCGUUGAUGUGUCCCCCUAUCGACGAUCAUCCUGAUGAUUUCUAUUGCGACAUCUGUGAGGAAGAAAUGCACCCCUUAAUCCCACUCUAUUAUUGUGGCACAUGCAAAAACUCCUUUCACGUUCGUUGCCUUAGUAGAGAUUAUGUGUAUGAAAACUGGUUGGAGGAGGGAACCGAUGUAAGUGUUCCCGAUCAUCAUCACCAUCCGUUAACAUACGUUAGAAGAAAGAAACCGCCAAAAGAGGUAUGCUUUGGUUGUAAUGGUGACAUUAAUGGUUUUUUAUUCCUUGAGUGUCGGACUGGAAACUGCACUUACUGUUUAUGUCUCGAGUGUCUGCGAAUAUAG